Salvelinus sp. IW2-2015 is the source of this 4123-nucleotide messenger RNA. Its product is annotated as low-density lipoprotein receptor-related protein 8-like. Gene Ontology annotation, cellular component: caveola; plasma membrane. Gene Ontology annotation, molecular function: protein binding; calcium ion binding. Gene Ontology annotation, biological process: ventral spinal cord development. The record is from RefSeq and is a predicted model, not a curated record. Lineage: Eukaryota; Metazoa; Chordata; Actinopteri; Salmoniformes; Salmonidae.
UGUCUCGAGCCGAGCCUCAAGCGAGCGCAGUGUGGCAUUGCAUAGCGAGUGGAGGCGUCUGCUUGCUUCUUUAAGUAUAUUCGUAUGAACAACACAACUACGGCUCACCUCUUCUUUUAAAGAUGUGGACAGAAGUCGGGAAGCUAAUGCUCUUACAUKUGUUACUAAUGGAGCUCCACUCCACCCAAGGAACUCAUACUGAUACGGUUUGCGAAACGGGUCAGUUUCAAUGCAAGAACGGAAGGUGCAUACCUACUCUCUGGAGAUGUGACGAGGACGAUGACUGCUCUGACAACAGCGAUGAAGAAAACUGUCCAAAGAAGACGUGUGCCACCACAGACUUUGCGUGUGAGAACGGCCAGUGUGUUCCCCAGCGGUGGCGCUGUGACGGGGAGCCGGAGUGUGCCGACGGAUCAGACGAGGCCGACGCUACGUGCAGUCGACAGAUGUGCCCACCUGAGAAGUUUGACUGCGGGGAUUCGGCCAGCAAGUGCGUCUCAUCGUCAUGGCGAUGUGACGGGGAGAGGGACUGUGAGAACGGGGCAGACGAGGACCAGUGUUCCGCAGACACCAAGGCCUGCCCCGCCAAGGACUUCCAGUGCCGUAACAGGAAAUGCGUAGCGCCCGUCUUUGUGUGCGACGGCGACRACGACUGCGGGGACGGGAGUGACGAGGGGAAGUGUUCCACCCCCACGUGCGGCCCCCAUGAGUUCCGCUGUAACGACUCGGAGUGCAUCCCGAACAUGUGGAGCUGCGACGGGGACCCGGACUGCGGGGACAAGUCUGAUGAGUCUAUGGAGCGCUGUAGUCGCCGGACGGAGCCCCAGAAACCCCGGUGCCCCGAGGGGGAGUUCCAGUGUGGCAGUGGAGAGUGUGUCCACCUCAACUGGAAAUGUGACGGAGACGCAGACUGCAAGGACAAGUCUGAUGAGGCUGACUGCGCUCUGCUGACCUGCCGUCCAGAUGAGUUCCAGUGUGGUGAUGGAUCCUGUAUUCAUGGCACCAAACAGUGUAACGGGGUCCAUGACUGUCCUGACUUCAGCGAUGAGGCUGGCUGUAUCAACGCCACUAAGUGUGAUGGCCCCAGGAAGUUUAUGUGCAAGAAUGGAGAGUGUAUCGACAGCAGCAAGGUGUGUGAUGCCAUCAAAGACUGCAAGGACUGGUCAGACGAACCUAUGAAGGAGUGCGGUGUGAAUGAGUGCGCAGACAACAAUGGAGGCUGCUCUCACAUCUGCAGAGACCGAAGGAUCGGCUAUGAGUGUGACUGUCCCGCUGGAUACAAACUAAUGGACAAGAAGACCUGUGGAGACAUAGACGAGUGUGAGAACCCUGACGCCUGCGGCCAGAUCUGCGUCAACUACAAAGGAGACUACAAGUGUGAAUGUUACGAGGGCUAUGAGAUGGACCCCAGCACCAAAUCCUGCAAGGCCGUGGGGAAGAGCCCGUACCUGAUGUUCACCAACCGUCACGAGAUCCGUCGUAUUGACCUAGUGAAGAAAGACUACACCCAGGUGGUCCCCACGCUGAAGAACGCUGUAGCCCUGGAUGUGGACGUCACCACCAACAAGAUGUACUGGUGUGACCUCUACCACCGCAAGAUCUACAGUGCAUACAUCAACAAGGCCAGUGAUUUGUCGGAGCAGGUGACUCUGAUCGAGACAGCUCUAACCUCUCCAGAGGGCCUGGCAGUAGACUGGGUUCACAARAACAUCUACUGGACCGACUCCGGAGACAAGACCAUCUCUGUCGCCACGGGAGACGGCAAGAAGAGGAGGAUCCUGAUUGCCACGGAGCUGAGCGAACCGCGUGCUAUCGCUGUGGACCCCCGACAAGGGUUUAUGUACUGGUCCGACUGGGGGACCCAGGCUAAGAUAGAGAAGGCUGGCAUGAACGGAGUGGACCGCCAGGUACUCGUGUCCGAGAGGAUUGAAUGGCCCAACGGCAUCACUCUGGACCUAUCUAACAGGCGUCUCUACUGGGUGGACUCUAAGCUGCACCUGCUCUCCAGCAUUGACCUAAACGGUGACAACCGCAAAGUGCUGCUGAGCUCCCAGAACCACCUGGGGCACCCCUUCGCACUCACCGUCUUCGAGGACCGUGUGUACUGGACAGACCUGGAGGAUGAGGCGAUCUACAGCGCUAACAGGCUAACAGGCCGCGACGUGGCUACGCUAGCCGAACACCUCAACAACCCUCUGGACGUAGUGGUGUUCCACGAACUACGGCAACCCAGAGCUCCAGACAGCUGUAACGUGGGCAGUCUACCUAACGGGGGCUGUGAGUACCUGUGUCUCAAAGCCCCACAGAUCACAGACCACUCCCCCAAGUACACCUGUGCCUGCCCCGAUGACAUGGAGCUCGGGCCCGACAUGAGACGCUGUGUCACAGUCAAACCCAAGACAACCACAGCAGCUCCUACCACAACCACCACUACUUCCACCCCGGCUCCGACUACAGCCACUACUACAACCACAGCUACUUCUACAACCACGACUCCAACCAGUACAACCACAGCUGCUCCCACAACCACCUCCACAACUGCGCGGCCACAUACGGCCAAAACCACACGUCAGCCCAGCACCACGCGGUCGACCACAGCUUCGACAACGUCCCCCCCUCCUCCUCCCCCCAGGAACACAGCUUCAUGGAGGACACCCCCCUCCACCUCCUCAUCCACCACCGCGUUGCCUGCGGCCUCCACCCCUGGUCCCCGCUCCACCUCCGCGCACAGCCCCCCUCUACCCCCGAACAACAUUCAGAGAGAGAACGCUAACCUCUCCCACCGCUCUGGGAAUGAACACUACCUUCUGGGUAACAACAUAACAGUGGCGAUCCUGGGUAUAGUGAUCCCUGUAGUUCCUAUCCUUGCCACAGUGGUCAUCGGCCUGCUCUGCACCGCCGGCUUCCUGGUCUGGCGUAACUGGCGCCGGAAGAACACGAAGAGUAUGAACUUCGACAACCCCGUCUACCGUAAGACCACGGAGGACGACGAUGACGAGAUUCACAUCGGCCGUACGGGAGAGUCCAUCGGUCACGUCUACCCCGCUGUGAGUGGCAGCGCCCACCAGCCAUUCAUAGCCCUGCCCCUGGGGGGCGGGAUCACAGACAGCAACUCCCAUUGGUACUCUGGGGCACCCGUGCACCCUGCCGGCAAAUGAGUUGAGAGUGGGUGGGACUUGGAAGCAGAGAGAGGGUUUGGGUGUAAGUCUCCUUAGGUCUGUGGAAGAAAGGGAGAGGCUUACAUCCUCACACACACAUACACACACACUUAAGUCACAAAAUCAUUCCAAACCCACCCUUGGUCAAAAACACUCACAUUGACGUUGAGCCCUUCAUCACCAGUCUACCACUACAUUAUCACUCUCUUCAUUCACCACUUUUGACAGUAUGUGUUACUGUGCUAUCGUUGUGCGUUAGGGAAGCACAGCGCUCGGUGUUUUGAGCUUUAUCUUCUCACCUCGGAAGACUUGGGCUGUAUCCCAAAUGACACCCCGUUCCCUAUAUAGUGCACUGCAUUUGAUCAGAGCCCUAUGGGCCUAUAUAGGGAAUAGGGUGCCAUUUGAGAUUCAGAUUUAGUGAAGGGAGAAUCCCUGGUUUUGUUCCUUUGGAGUGUAAAUUAGGCACAAGGGGAACGAAAACCAGAACAGAAAUUGCACCUUAGAUGAUGGGACAAUCUUUAAUCAUAUUAAUUUAUUCCAGAUUAUUCCGGUUUUAUAUGUAUUUCUCUAUGUAAAUAAGUGUUUUGUUUUUCUAGCAGUGUAUUUGUAAGGUAUCUUAGAUACAGACGAGCAGGUAAACAUGAACAUGAACCAGAGCAGACAAAGACAAAGAGGUAGGAUGGGUUAGCGCUAGGAUCAGUUGGCAUGGCGACAUGUGUGGCUGUGGUGGCGCCGUGUGGUAGAGACAGCGGGAGAUGGGCGUAGGUGACAGGUUAUACACACACACACAUACACACACAGUUGGUAUGCUACAGUGUUGUGCUAAGAGGCCGUGCUGAAAACCUGCUCCCCUUCAGAGUGCGUGGUGGGGAACAAGCUUCCUCCUGUGCUUUUGCUCUUCUCCUUCUCUUCUCCUCUCUUCUCCUCUUCUCCUCCUCUUCUCCUCUCUUCUCCUCUCUUCUCCU